CUCCGUGACCGUCGGCCCCUCUCCCCCGUCCUAUCCAGCAAUGGGAUAUGCUCCCGCGGGAGCAUAUAAUUCUUUCUGCUUACGAUGUUUUGCUCGAGAGACGGAGCGAGAGUUGAAGAUUUAGCAGUAGGGAGAGUGAGGGGCAGAGCCUAGAGAGAGAGAGUGUGUGAAUUUAAAAAUGGCGGUGUCAAUCUCUUCUUUCACCUCUAUUUUUCUCUCCAACCCCCAUCCUCUUCCCCUUCUCUCUGUAACUCCCAAAUGCCAAUACCCCCUCCGCUUAGUCCUCUGCUCCUCAGCUGGCAAAGAUGGAGUGCUUAGGGACAGAAGAAAGCAAAUUCUGGAGGAGUAUGGCCUUAACCCUUCUGAUUACGUCUCUGAUCCUUCGGAGAUCACACCAAAGGCACCCCGGAGAAAGAAGGGACGAGAAAAUCCACCACCAAAAGGAGCUAGAGUCGCACCAGAGGAGCACAAAAUCCCUCGGACUACCCAUAAAUUGCUUCAGGUGUUAGGAGGGAAGGCCCGUAGAAGAAAACUGCUCUCACCAAAAGGCAUGGAUGUGCGUCCAAUGAUGGAAGUUGUGAGAGGUGCAGCAUUUGAUAUAUUGCAGGUGGCUGGUGGUUGUCCUGCUUCUUUAAGACCAGGUCGUUGGUUAGAUUUAUACAGUGGCACGGGAUCAGUUGGGAUUGAAGCGAUUAGCCGUGGUUGUUCAGAGGUGCAUUUCAUUGAGAUGGACCCAUGGGUUGUGUCUGAAGUCUUGAGACCUAAUUUAGAGUGUACAGGUUUUUUAGAUGUUUCAGUUAUACAUACAAUUCGUGUUGAGAAUUUCCUUGGACAGGCUGAGCAAUUUCCGGGAAAAUUUGGAACUUUUGAUUACAUUAGUGUCACCCCACCCUACACGGAAGUCAAUUACAGUGUACUGAUGGAUCAGCUUUCUCGGUCCCCAUUAGUUGGAAAAGAUACAUUCAUUUUGGUGGAGUAUCCACUAAGGACCGUGAUGUUGGAAUCCUGUGGGUCUCUUGUUAAGGUAUCUGAUCGGAGGUUUGGGAGGACCCACUUGGCUAUUUAUGGACCACCUUGGUCACAAAAGAAAAGGAAAUCAGAAGAACUAUAUAUCAGUUCCUUGGAAUCUCAAUUGCAAGCUUCAAGCCUGGGUUGAAUUUGAACAAUUAUGAGGUCACAUAUGCCAACAUCAUGCAGGGUCUGCAGUACUCGAUAAGAUGUUCAUUUUUGGGACACAGGAGGAUGUCUUCCUUUUUAAUUCAACUAAGAAUGGCGUGGAAUCAUACAUGGUAUUUUUGUUUCAUCCCAUAUCCUUCUUGUAUAAAAAAUGCAUUGGGCAUCACCAAGUGCAUGAUGUUUGGUUUCUGCAAUUGUCAAAGCCAUAAACACUAUGAUGAUUGGAUUGAACCAACAGUUUUAGAUGCUUUAAACUUGUUGUUUACAGGAAAGAAUGUCAUAUUUUGUACCUAAUCAGCUUCCAAAUCACAUGCAUCAAUGAGAAAGCAUAGAGUCCCCAUAAAUUACUGCAA
This is a messenger RNA of Amborella trichopoda, 1529 nucleotides long. RefSeq names its product methyltransferase. Gene Ontology annotation, molecular function: methyltransferase activity. Lineage: Eukaryota; Viridiplantae; Streptophyta; Magnoliopsida; Amborellales; Amborellaceae. Gene Ontology annotation, biological process: rRNA methylation. The record is from RefSeq and is a predicted model, not a curated record.